GCAUCCAGAACGUCUAUCUACAUCUACCUAUCGCCAUCUAUCUCGUUCACAUUAUUGGAAUGGAAGAGCAAAGAACACAAAGUCAAUUGAUCCGAGCCCGUGUAAUUGAUUAUUCACAUAUGAGAAGUCCAGAGGAUUCAAAGGGGUCCUCAAAUCUGGCGUUGACAGCCAAAAAAGAAAUCCUUUCUUUCCUGACUACCUACUUGUUUCCCUGACCAUUCACAUCUAUUUGCUUGCCCAAAUCAAGUACUACCCAGGCCAUGAUACACAACACAAAGUUAUCUAUCCACCUUAUAUUUAUCAACCUACUUAGGUGCCUUUCAUCAGCCACCUGCUACUUGUACAUCACUAGGUACUAAUCAUCGUGGGCCCAUACUUUGGCACCCCGAUACUUUCAACCCACUCCUUCUGUCCUUCAAUUUCUGCAUUGCACAAAUUCAACACUCCACCCUGAAGCUCAAAGUUUGGCCAUUUCUUCAAUCACUUUGCCGUCUCAAGGUUCCGCAAUUAGAGCAAGCAAAUGAUGAAUGGCUCUCCAAUGCCAGAGCAACGUUCAAUACAAUCUACAGCUUCUGAUGUUGACCCAAGAAGACGCUCCUCGAGGAAUCAAAAGAGGUCUAAGUCUCCAAGUGGAGACUACACGGAUAUAUGUGAGAAUGACACGGGAACACAAAAGACACAAAGUGAAUCAACGGGUCUUGCGACAAAUCGCCUCAGACGUUCUGGCCAAAACAUCAAGAGAUCAGAGUCUGAGAUUAUUGACGAUGCAUUGAAGCCCUUAACGGAUGACGAACGCAAGGCUUGGAAGGGAUGGUGUGAGCUAGAGAGUGAUCCAGCACUUUUCAACUACAUAUUACGAGAGUAUGGUGUCAAGGAUGUCAAAAUCCAGGAGGUUCUUGGACUGGAGGACGAAAUGUUACAGUAUCUACGGAAACCUGUCUAUGGAUUAGUCUUCUUGUUCAAAUACAUAGAGGAUGGCUCGGAGGAUGAAGAGACACCUCUAAAAUGCCCGAACCACAUUUGGUUUGCCAAUCAAACUACACACAACGCCUGUGCUACUAUUGCUCUUCUCAAUAUUGUUAUGAACGUCCCGGAUCUUGAUCUAGGGGACUGUAUUGGCAGUUUCAAGGAAGACACUCGAUUUCUAAAACCAGCAUAUCGAGGUCAGAAACUCAGUCAAAACGAGUGUAUCCGAAACAUUCAUAAUUCAUUUGCUCGACGAAUGGAUAUUUUGAAUGCAGAUUUAGCUCUUUCGAAUGAGGUUUCAGCUUGGAAGAAAAAGAGGAAAACGAAAAGAAAAUCCGAGAGGAGCAAGUCCAAGUCAGAUGUGGAGUCGGGUUUUCAUUUCAUUGCAUUCGUUCCAGUGGAGGGCGUUGUGUGGAGACUUGAUGGCUUGGAACGUCAACCAGUCAAUUUAGGACCGUGUAAUGAUGACUGGAUUUCCGUUGCUCGUACAAGUAUCUAUCAGCAGAUCGUCAAGUACGGCGAUGAUUUGCAGUUUAACCUUUUGUCUUUGUGUCGAAGUCCUCUUCGGAUAAUUCCAUUAGAACUCGCCCAGAACAUACACGCCAUAAAGCGUGUUGAAGCUUUGCUUGCACAACAAAUGUCUGAUUGGAAAGAAUUCAGUCAGGUUGAUGUUUCUGGACUGAUGAGAGGGCCCUCGGAGGAAUUUGGUGUGACAGAAAAGCUACUCCACGACACGCCACUUCCGAAGAGCACAUACAUUAUACUCGAGCGAGAGAGCACUAAUGCCAGCGCCCUUCUUCGCCUACAGCAGCAGUGGGUUUCCGACCAAAAGGCGCUACGCAUCGCUUACAAAGAAGAAUUGGCAUCGAUUAACGACGAGAAUGAGCAGGCAGCGAGACGGAAGAAAGACCACACGCCAAUUGUCUACCGUGCAUUAAGAAGCCUAGCUGAUAAAGGGAUUCUGAAAGAGGUCAUAGAAGAAGUUCAAGCGGUAUAAAGUGAGCAUUAGAACCUGCUGGUUGUUCACUCUGACAGAAAACUCAAUUAUAAUAAUAUAUGUACA
This is a messenger RNA of Botrytis cinerea B05.10, 2029 nucleotides long. RefSeq lists its product as hypothetical. The transcript is spliced from 5 exons. Gene Ontology annotation, biological process: ubiquitin-dependent protein catabolic process; protein deubiquitination. Gene Ontology annotation, molecular function: cysteine-type deubiquitinase activity. Gene Ontology annotation, cellular component: cytoplasm. NCBI's taxonomy places the organism in Eukaryota, Fungi, Ascomycota, Leotiomycetes, Helotiales, Sclerotiniaceae. The coding region runs from base 521 to 1963 and encodes 480 amino acids. The record is from RefSeq and is a predicted model, not a curated record.